GUCAAUUUAUAGAUUUGAUUCAUGUCGAAGCAGCAAAGUGUUUGCCGGAAACGAACUCUUUCAUUUGCCGAUAUCACAGAUUGCCGCAAAAGCAGCCGUACAAAUUCAAAUGAAAAUCAUGAGAUCGAUUCAUCUAAACCAUUCAUUCGUAACAUGGUACGACGUCCUUCUUUCACGUUUUUGGAACAUCAAAACCUAUCUCAUGAACUGCCUUGUCUUUCAGAAAAACCUACAUUGAAAGAUUCGAAUGCUCAAUUCAAAAAUGCCCGCGAAUCCACUGAAAUGAAUGCUUCAUUGAAACGAAAUUCAAAUUCUCAAUCUGCUUUGGAUUCGUUUAUUUCCAGUGCAUCGUUUAUUGAAUCGAAUUCUGCCAAUGCUACACUUAGUGCUAUACAAUUAUCUAAAAUGCAUAGUAAUUCACUAGGUCCUAUGAACUCACUUCCGUUAAAAUAUGAGGAAUAUCUAUCUCCAUCAUCACCCUUAUCUUCAACUUUGAUCAAAUUGUAUCUAUCCAAGGUCUCUUUAUGCUCAUCUACAGAGGAGAUAUUAGAAAAUAAUUUAAAUUUUAAUAAUGAACAAGUUAAUUUGCAUAAUAGUUAUUAUAUACAUCAAAAUUUUAUUUGUCUACCUGGAUGCUUACAAAUUAUUUCCUAUUCAUUAAUAGCUUCUAUGAUUAUGCCUAUUCGAUAUUUUAUUAGCAUCAAUUCAAUAACUAAUGGAAUGAUAUCAUCAAAUUUGAAAAGAUUAUCUUCAAUAAAUGAAAAUGUAAAAAUUCAUUCUUUCAAAUCAUCAUCAUAUAGUGAUACAAGUAAAUAUACUACUGAUUUGAAUGAUUCAAGUUCUUCUACUGAAUCUUCAUCAAGUCUAAUAGACGAUAUUUCAAAUGGUUAUUAUUCUGAUAAUUAUCUUAAUAAUAAUAAUAAUGAAGCAGUGAAACCAAUAAAAACGAAUCAAGUGAUAAAUCAUCACUGGCCAACAACAACAACAACUGUACAAUUUCAACAUCAAUCUAAUCGAUUUUCAUUACUUUCAGGAGGAAAAAUAACUGGGACACAGUGUAUUCGUAAUAAUAAGAAGGUCUUCUUUCCAUCGUUGACAUUUUCACACAAUCUGAUCCUACUAAUUUUGUUAUUGUUCUAAAAAAAAACAACCUUCAGUUAUUCUGUAUUCCCUAGUAAACAAGAAAUACUUAUUGCAGGCUUUUGUCUGUUGGUGAAAGCCUGUCAAUAUACAUGGAAUAUUGAUACGAUGAAGAUUUGUAACUCAAACAGAUGAUUUCGUUGAAAUGGCGUUCUCUGAGCUUAGAGAACGCGAUUUCAACAACGGAAACAAUGUUCGGUGAAGAAUUAAACAGUGCAAAACGGUGGAAAUUCAAAGUCAACUUCAGCGUGUAAUCAUUAUGUCAACCAUCAUCACCAUCAUCAUCAUCAUUAUCGUGAUACACGUCAUCGUAAAUUUGGUUUGACAAAUGUGUAUGCAGGUUUAAAGUCUGAUGAAGUCAGUAAUACUUCUACAAUCCCUUCAAAUCUAUCUCAAUCUCACAGUAACAAUCUUGACUUAUGUCUUAAGUCGAACACUAUCAUCAGUAAUAAUAAUAAUAAUAAUAAUAAUAAUAAUCAGUCAAGUAUUGUAUCACCACCUCAAGAUAUUAAAAAUUAUAAUCCAUUAGAACUUUUUUACAAUUUAUGGAUUAAUUUUCAAUCACAAAUAACAGAGGAUAAAUUUUAUUAUAUGGAUGAAAAAUCAUUAGAACGACGAGUACGUGCACAAGCAUCAAAUAUUAUUGCACCUGUAUCUUUUUAAUGAUACCUUCAUAUUUUGAUCGGUAUAUGUGAUGGGAUC
Schistosoma turkestanicum is the source of this 1842-nucleotide messenger RNA. NCBI's taxonomy places the organism in Eukaryota, Metazoa, Platyhelminthes, Trematoda, Strigeidida, Schistosomatidae. The record is from the annotation of a GenBank genome assembly.